This is a messenger RNA of Pteronotus mesoamericanus, 441 nucleotides long. Its product is annotated as cytochrome c oxidase subunit 7B, mitochondrial-like. Gene Ontology annotation, cellular component: respiratory chain complex IV; mitochondrion. Gene Ontology annotation, biological process: mitochondrial electron transport, cytochrome c to oxygen. The transcript is spliced from 2 exons. NCBI's taxonomy places the organism in Eukaryota, Metazoa, Chordata, Mammalia, Chiroptera, Mormoopidae. Bases 1 to 441 code for a protein of 146 amino acids. The record is from RefSeq and is a predicted model, not a curated record.
AUGAGUAAAAGUUGGUUAGAGAGCGUCAUCCCAGCCAAAAUUGUGAGUUCAAUCCCUGCAUCAAGGUUCUUUGAGAGGGUCCUAGACACCAAGUUCCAACAAACCAGCAGCUGCAGUUGUUACAGUUCUGUCUUCAGCUUCACAUUGUUUCCAUUGGCCAAUAACGCACUAAGUCAUCUCCCAGUUCAAAGCAUUCAGAAAAUAUUGCCAAGGCAGAUGCACCAGAAAUGGACACCUGAUUUCCACGACAAAUAUGGCAAUGCUGUAUUAGCUAGUGGAGCUACUUUCUGUGUUGCUAGAUGGACAUGUACAGCAACACAAAUUGGAAUAGAAGGGAACCUGCCCCCUGCUGGCAGAGUCACCCCAAAGGAAUGGAGAAAUCAGAAAUCACACCAGCUGGGAAGACUGUCUCAAAACCAACUCAUAAUUGAUGUCAAGUGA